AUGGCCAAUCAGCCUAUCCCAUUUACUCUGGCUGUCCCGAACUCUGAUAUCCAGCGUUUGCAUGCCAAGUUAGAGUCUUCCACGCUCCCCAAUGAGGUCGAUGGCGCAGGCUGGGACUAUGGCGCCCCUUUGGCCGACAUCAAGAGGCUGGUCGAGCGUUGGAGGACUGGUUACGACUGGCGCAAAGUUGAACAGGAAAUCAACGACACGUACCCGAUGUUCACCAUAGACGUUCCCGUGGACGGCUUUGGGACGCUGAACAUCCACUACACCCACAAAGAGAGCAGCUGUCCGAAUGCCAUCCCUUUGCUUUUCGUGCAUGGCUGGCCAGGAAGCAUUCUGGAAGUUGGCAAGCUGUUACCUCACCUUAUCUCUGAGUCGCCAGAGCACCCUAGCUUCCAUGUGGUAGCCUUCAGCUUGCCUGGGUUUGGCUUCUCAGAACCUCCGCUGAAGCGAGGAUUCGCCACGGCACAGUAUGCAGAGGUCGGCCAUAAACUGAUGCUCGCGCUUGGUUACAAUGAAUACGUCACUCAGGGCGGUGAUUUGGGAUUUUGGGCAAGUUUUAUCACCCGGAUAAUAGGCAAGAAAUAUGGUCCAAAACACAGCAAAGCGUGGCACACCAACUUCACCAGCAGCUCCGAGCCGCCGAAGUUCCUAGACACGCCGCUUCUCUACCUCCGUCACCUCGUAACGCCUUACACGGAACGCGAGAAAGCAAGCCUCGCCCGACAACGCGAAUGGCUUGCCAGAGGGCGCGGUUACUUCGCCGAGCACAGCACCCAACCGCAAACGCUCGCUUACUCCCUCACCGACAGCCCCGUAGGGCUGCUCGCGUGGAUUUACGAGAAGCUCGUCCGGUGGACAGACGACGACUACCAGUGGGACGACGACGAGGUGCUCACCUGGGUGUCGUGGUACUGGUUCUCCCGCGGGGGUCCCAUGUCGUCGCUGCUCAUCUACUACGAGAUGGUGCACAAUAGUGACCGCAAGUUUACCUCGGCGGAGGCGCCCAGUAUUCCGAUGGGCGUAUCUCACUUCCCGAAGGAAGUCUUCCCCGCACCAAGAAUUUGGACACACACGUCCGGAAAUCUUGUUUUUGAGUCCGAACAUGAUCAUGGCGGGCACUUUGCUGCGCACGAAAAACCGCUCGAACUCGUAGCCGACGUACGAAACAUGUUCGGGAGAGGCGGACCAGCGUACAGCGUUGUGCCAGGUCGAACAGGCUAUGCGUAA
This is a messenger RNA of Coniophora puteana RWD-64-598 SS2, 1233 nucleotides long. Its product is annotated as alpha beta-hydrolase. Gene Ontology annotation, molecular function: epoxide hydrolase activity. The record is from RefSeq and is a predicted model, not a curated record. The transcript has 7 exons. NCBI's taxonomy places the organism in Eukaryota, Fungi, Basidiomycota, Agaricomycetes, Boletales, Coniophoraceae. Bases 1 to 1233 code for a protein of 410 amino acids. Gene Ontology annotation, biological process: epoxide metabolic process.